Molecule: messenger RNA, 1143 nt
Organism: Podarcis muralis (Common wall lizard)
Lineage: Eukaryota; Metazoa; Chordata; Lepidosauria; Squamata; Lacertidae
Product: killer cell lectin-like receptor subfamily B member 1B allele C
Biological process (GO): regulation of natural killer cell mediated cytotoxicity
Cellular component (GO): plasma membrane; cell surface
Molecular function (GO): signaling receptor activity
Source: RefSeq, a predicted model, not a curated record
CUCAACUGCAUCUACUUUUUUAAUGUUUCUCCUCCUGCUGCAAGCACAGAUGAAUAUAACCGCAACUGUACUUGGGGAAGGAGGGAUGUCAUUUAGCUGCAGUCACACAAAAGGGAGCUGAUAUGUAAGCAAGAUAACAGGAGCAGCUCAGUUUCCAUGAGUUUUACGUGGGUGUGAAGAAAGUUUCUCACUCACAGAUAGUUCCACUCUCCAGAGUGACAGUUCGGCAUGGAUGGAGCAGUUGUCUAUGCAGACAUAAAAUUACCUGAAGUUUCCCCACUCGGAAGAAACUUAGAUUCAGUUCAGAAGCCAGAACACCAACUGUGCCCACGCUGGCAUGGAAUUAUGCUGCAGGUUGGAUGGGCUGGAAACAUCAUCCUGGUGGCGGCAGUGAUAGUGAUGGGAGUCUGGGUUAUAAAUAAAACUCCACAGGAUCCUGAAAAACAGGUCAAAGCAUCGGAAUGGUCUCCAAACACAACUCAGUACAGCCCUGCAGGAUGUGAAGGAAACAAAGCGUCAGAGGAUUUCAGGUCUACUCUGAAAGAAAAAUUGUGUGAGACGGGGGAUGGAAGCUGCCACCUGUGCCCCAUGCAGUGGCGUCUGCACAAGAAUAAAUGCUACUGGUUUUCUGAAACGAUUCAGUCUUGGGAGAAGAGCAAGGAAGACUGUAUAGCCAAGAAGUCUCACCUACUAAUAAUUGAUGAUCAGGAGGAAAAGGAAUUCAUCCAGAAAAAUGGGAAAUUAGUAUGGAUUGGACUUAUUGUGUCAUUGCCAGAGAAGAAAUGGAUCUGGAUCAACGGCUCUUUGUUACAGGAGAAAUUAGCUUGCUACCCACUCGGUCAGUUCCCGCAGAAACCGCGGAUGCCUCACCGUGUGGGGACUGACUUCCAUGACACUGGCGCGGCUUCGGAUUGGCUGAAGGAAGCUCCUGCAGCCAAUCCAAAGCUGCAGAUACCUCUGGGUGACACCCCUUCCUUCCCGCUGAGGCAGCCACCAAGAGCUGAGCGGGAGGAAGCGGCGGCGGAAGGGAGGCUGCCUCUGCUGCCCAGGCCAGCGGCAUUGGCUAAGCGCCCCACAGACCCCCAGCCGAGGCAGAGGACACCGACAAAGACAAGUCGGUGUCGGCAGCUGCAGCUGCGGUGA